This is a messenger RNA of Dromaius novaehollandiae (emu), 6493 nucleotides long. RefSeq names its product QKI, KH domain containing RNA binding (gene QKI). The transcript is spliced from 7 exons. The record is from RefSeq and is a predicted model, not a curated record. The coding region runs from base 614 to 1570 and encodes 318 amino acids. Gene Ontology annotation, molecular function: mRNA binding. Lineage: Eukaryota; Metazoa; Chordata; Aves; Casuariiformes; Dromaiidae. Gene Ontology annotation, cellular component: nucleus. Gene Ontology annotation, biological process: regulation of mRNA splicing, via spliceosome.
GGCGGCAGUGGGAGGGCGGGCGGGCGGGGAGGCGGAGAGGACACACCAGGCGCAGCGCGGCGGCAACAACAGCGGCGGCGGCGGCAACAGCGGAGAGACACCGGCGGCGGCUCCUCGGAAGCGGCAGCCUCGCCAGCAGCGCCCGCCCGCCCGCUCCCCUCCCACCCUCCCUCCCCCGCCGCGGAGACAGGGGGCAGCGCCGAGGAGAGGAGCCGGGCGCAGCGUGUGUGUGCGCGGGAGGAGGAGGAGGAGGAGGGGGACACAUCGAGGACUGCACCGGCCGAGGGCGCACGGAGCAGGGAAGCGGCCCCGGCGGCACCGAGAGGAGGCGGCGGCGGGUCCUUGUGCCCGGGGAGGAGGGCGCAGCCCGCGAGGGGGUUUCUAUCGAGUUUCCUCUUUUUUCGGUCCCUCGGACUCGGCGGCGGGCUCGCGUUUGUCUCCGGAUUUGAAUCCUCCUCCUUCUCCUCCUUCCUCGGGGAAGCUCCCCUCCCCGCCCCCUCCCCUCCCCCACCACCUCCCUGCCCGCCCGGAUCCAGCCGGGCGCCCCGUGCCGCGGUCGCGUUGCUCGGCGGAGCUGGUGCGGGCGCUCGCCGUCUCUGCGCGGGUUUGGAAUAUGGUGGGGGAAAUGGAAACCAAGGAGAAGCCGAAGCCGAGCCCCGAUUACCUGAUGCAGCUCAUGAACGACAAGAAGCUGAUGAGCAGCCUCCCCAACUUCUGUGGGAUCUUCAACCACCUCGAGAGGCUGCUGGACGAAGAAAUUAGCAGAGUACGGAAAGACAUGUAUAAUGACACGUUAAAUGGUAGUACGGAGAAGAGAAGUGCAGAAUUACCAGAUGCUGUGGGACCUAUUGUACAGUUACAAGAGAAACUAUAUGUGCCUGUAAAAGAAUAUCCAGAUUUUAACUUUGUUGGAAGAAUUCUUGGACCCAGAGGACUAACAGCUAAACAGCUUGAGGCAGAAACAGGAUGCAAGAUAAUGGUCCGAGGGAAGGGCUCAAUGAGGGACAAAAAGAAGGAAGAACAGAACCGAGGCAAGCCCAACUGGGAACACCUGAAUGAAGAUUUACAUGUACUUAUCACUGUGGAGGAUGCUCAAAACAGAGCGGAAAUAAAACUGAAGAGGGCUGUUGAAGAAGUUAAAAAGUUACUGAUACCUGCAGCAGAAGGAGAAGACAGCCUUAAAAAGAUGCAGCUGAUGGAGCUUGCAAUUCUGAAUGGCACCUACAGAGAUGCCAACAUCAAAUCACCAGCCCUUGCCUUUUCUCUUGCAGCAACAGCCCAGGCUCCAAGGAUUAUUACUGGGCCUGCGCCUGUUCUCCCACCAGCUGCCCUGCGUACCCCUACGCCAGCUGGCCCUACCAUAAUGCCUUUGAUCAGACAAAUACAAACCGCUGUCAUGCCAAACGGAACUCCUCAUCCGACCGCUGCAAUAGUUCCACCAGGACCUGAAGCUGGUUUAAUUUACACACCAUACGAAUACCCCUACACGCUGGCACCAGCUACGUCAAUCCUUGAGUAUCCUAUUGAACCUAGUGGUGUAUUAGGUAUGGCUUUCCCAACGAAAGGCUAAGAAUUCAAGAACGGUCUUAACUGAUCCUUCAUCAGAUCUGAAUUUUAACAAAUGCUUAGUUUCAGCAGCCUUGAAAAAAGCUUGGCCUAGCAGUCAGUGACUUACUUGCACUUUUUUGCACAUAGUUAUAAAAUAAAAUAGUGCUAUUAAUUUGGAUUAGCCCCUAUUAUUACAGAGUAGCUGUAAUUUAUGAGUGUAUAGUAGUAUACUGACUGCUAAGUGUUUUAUAUAGUGUUUGCUUUACUAAUCACCUAAUUCAUUGCAGUUCAUACUUACUGACUUAAAAUUUAAAAUCACAAUCUGUAGGCUUGAAGAAUUGCUUUAAAACUUUAUUUGUGGUAGAACUGGAAGUGAUCUUAAGGUUAGGAAAUAAUUGUCAGUAUUAAAAAAUGGCAUUAUUUAAAAUAGUCCUGCUGCAAGAAAGGCACUUCAGUGAAUAUGUGACUAGUAAAGCUUAAAUGUGCUUGGGUCUAAUAGAUUUCAUGAAAUACUGUAAUUUUGGGAUUGUAAAUGAAUGGAUUAAACAGGUUAAGGCCAGGAUGUUUAAAAUAAAUGCAAUAUUAAUCUGCACAGACAAACUUCUUAUUAAGGUUAAGAUUUGAAACUACUGUGCCUUAACUUGUUGCUUUUCUUAAAAUGAACUUUUGUAGUUAAUGAUCAUUUAAAUCCAUUUUGAUAAACCUGCUGUUAAUGUUUUCUAUGAAUGUUUUCUAACUUUGUCUUGGUAAUUGCAAUUUAACUAGGUGCGGUGGCUACUAAAGUUCGAAGGCACGAUAUGCGUGUCCAUCCUUACCAAAGGAUUGUGACCGCAGACCGAGGUUAGUUUAGUUCUGCAGUUCUUGUUUGUAAGAAAUGCUUUGAGUGUACAUGAGAUUUGCAACACCACAGCUGGUUAACCAAAUACCAUAUUUGACCCAUUCAUUAUUUUUUCCUCAAAAAUCUAAAUAGUUAAUAAUUUAGAGCUUUGAGAAUGCUUGCAGUUUUAAAAACAUUUUGUAAACUUGGCUUUCCCAGCUAAAUGAAAUAUAUAAACUAUGUGAUAUAUUUAAUAUAAAUGCUAUAAACCAGUCCCUUUUUAAAACUAUCCAUCUGCUUCAGGAAACACUAUGAAUUCAGUACUGCAAUAAUUAAUUUGUUUCCCCCCAAGAUUUGUUCUUUUAAUUGGUGUGGAAAUAUCAGAUUGGUGUUGCAAAAUAAAAUGAAUGGGUGGUUGCUUAAUGAGAAAGAAGUAAAGGAAUAAAUGCCUCCUGUCUGUGUCUGGAGAAAUCUGAAGAUUUAGAUUUUCCUUUUUUCCAAUAAACUUUUGAGCCACUGUACUGUAUAUUUUGAGGAGGAUGCAUGUUCUCAGAUACCUAACUGAAUUCAGAAAAGCAAGGGCUGUGAAAAUAAUACUUCAAAAGUUGUUUGAGUUUGAAUUAAUAAGGGCAGGAGUGGGGGAUGUUUUGGUUUUUUGCCAAAAUGGAUUUCUUGGUAUUUGUCUUUUGCUGCUAAAAUGUGUAACCUGAAGGAGAAGCAACUUUUGAAGUCCUGUUGGUGAGAUGACAUCCAGUAUUUGGGCAUCUCUCUCUAACCGUUGAAUGGAAACUAAAUCUUCAUUUUUCUCCUGUUCCUCAAAUGUAAUGCCUUUGGACCCCUGAAUGAAGUAUUUAAGCUUAUUCAGAAAAGUGAUAUUUUCGGUUUAUUGACAUUGGCCUAGGAAGCAGUGGGGGCUGAGCACAGAACUCCUGAAUUCUUAUCCCAGCUCUGCUGCUGACUUUCUGUGUGUGUUUUGGCAAGUCAUUUAAUCUCUCUGUGUAUGUUUUCCCAUCUGUAAAAUAAGGAUAAUAAUACUUCCCUACCUCACAGGGGUGUUGUGGGGGUUCUUGUUUGUACAGAGCUUUGAGGAUGCAAAGCAUUAUGUAAGUGCCAAGUAUUAUUAUUCUGCUCUCAUCAAAAUCAGUGUUGUGCAGGCUUCCAUGAUAUUGUAAUAUUCAAAAACUAUGUUCAGGUGACACAUCUCUUAACAUAGACUACACUUCACUUCUGCCAACCUCCUAUAGAUUAACUAAGAGACAGAAUACAGAUUUUAGUCAAUACAGUAAAAAUGCCCCUUCUGAAUACUUGUAGUAUUUAUAUAACACUUUCACCUUUCAUAUGUAGGGAUCUCAUGCUUUAUGAAGAAGUGUAAAGCUGAUGUACAGACACUACUUAAGUUUUCUAGAAAAUUGCUUCUUCUUUUAUGUUGCCUCAUGCUAUUACAGCCCAUAGGCUUGUUCCUGUUUCUUGAAGACUCUUCAAUGGGCAGCAGGUCAUAAUCAGAAUAAGCUCAUAGCCCAUAUUUACCAAACAAACAAACAAACAAACAAAACCCUAUUUUCUCUCAGUAGCAAUGGAUAUUAAGGAAUUGCUUAUCUUUAAAAGUUUGGCCUCAUGUUGCCAAAUUCAGUUUUUGCUAAUGGUCUUUCUUGAUCUGCAUGUGGUAGGCUUCAGGGGGCAGGUAAAAACACCUAUUUGUUUAGUUAGAUAUUUGCCAGAGACUAGUAAAUACUGUGAUGAAGCACAGGGGUUUUACUUAUAUGUUGUUUCAUUUCAUCAUUGUAACGUUUACUUACUUAACGCAUAUUUUAUUUUUUUCUGUGAAGGGCCUAGAUGUUUCAUUUGGGGUUGUCACUUACAAGUCACUGAAAAUAAUUAUUGGUACCAUUUCACUCCCUUUUAAAACAUCCCCAUUUUCUGAUGAUACAGUGUUCGUAUCUAGUGAUAUUAGAAGUCCACUGUAUUUAAAAAAAGAAGAAAUGCACAUAGAUUAUCUCCUAUGGAAUGAGUCAUACAUUCCUCUCUAUCUCUUUGCAUGAAAACCAUGCCAGUUAUUUCAGAUGAACAUUAUUUUAAAGUAUCAUCUAAAUUAUACCAGAAUGUAUUAAGAAACUUACACAAAAUUUUAAGAUUGUACUUCGUUGUAUUUUGAAUUUUGAAAGACUAGAUUAUCACUGCACAUAUUUAACAGUUUUAUGAAAGGUUUUAAAGAAAAUACUGUUCAGCAAUAAAACAGAUUUUUUUUAAUGUGUUAAAAUUUUGUUGUAGAAUUAAAAUGCUAUCAAUAUUUACUAUAUUCACCUAUUGGGUUAUUCUGUCAAUUAUAUUUCUAUAACUAUAGCUAUGAAAAACAAUGUCAGCAAACCGAAAUACUACUUUUUCUUCAAUGUAGAAAAGGAUUUUUUUAUAUAGUUAAAUGUCACAAAAAAUAUAUAUGCAUUCAUUGGGUCUAAAGUUAAAAAAAAAAAAAGACUUCUAAGUUGACUUUCAGAUGACUUUGUAGUACUACUGCAUUCACUUCUUAAGUAGGUUUUAUUUUAUUUAACUAUUCUUUGUGUAGUUGGGUUUUUUUUUUUUUUUUUUUUAGAGAUAAGCACUGCAUUUAAAGCAAGAAUCUCCAAAUGUGUAAAUGUUUUACAACUAAGCAUUUAGAAUUGGUGAAGGGCUGACAAAUAUAGCUCAUUUUAACUAAGAAUAAAUCCCCAGUUUAUAAAUAAUACAAAAUUGAAUUUGAUUCAUAUAACAGAGAGACUGACUGAUUUACUUGUAAUAAACUGUAAAUGGUGUUGCACAGUUGACAAACCUGUGUGUACUGUAGAAGGCCAGAGACUUGGCAGAGGAUGUAUCACAGGUGUACUGGUAUUUUUAAAAGGUAGCUUGCUUUGAUUAUAAACUCCACAAGAAUUAUUAAUGCUGAGGAUUUUCUUGAAUGUUCUAUCAAAACCAACUGUCACAUAAUUUAUAUAUAAAUUUUAAUACCAUUUAAUCAAAAUUGUAAUCACUAUCAAAAAUGCUUUAAGAGUCUGUGUUUCUAGUGUACCUGUAAAGUGGUGAGAUUGUGCCACAUUAAAUAUUUAUUUUUAUUUUCGCUUAUUUUUGAAACAGCUGUUUUAAUUUAAGCAAAUCCCACUUUAGCAUGAUUUUGGAGAAAUUCAGGGAACAUGUUGUCUCAUUUAUGCUACAGUAGUGAUUUUUUUUUUUUUUAGUGUUUAUAAACUGUAUCCUAAAUGAUAGGCCAUUGUUAUUAUGUGAAAGUAAAUCAACCCAUGAGAAAGAUUGCUAAAUCGAUCUGUGAAUAUUACAGCUACUGGACUUCAUUUUAUGAAAUGGCACAAAUCUGACUUUGCACUGAAUACCUUUCUCACUUUCAUCUCCUCUGCCUUAGUCAAAAUGGCAACAGUACAAAAACUUUAUCAACCUCAGAAUUUAUUAGCUAUAAUGAAGCUGUUGAAUGAGUCUUAAAAAAAAAAACAAAAAACAACAAAAAAAACCAUACUACUGUUAAGUGGACCAAGUUUGGUGAAGGAGAAUGUGAGAGAAUGAUUAAAGAAGGAACAGCUCAAGAACAUUGGGAAUGACAAUUUUCCACUUGAGAACUUUUUUAUGUUUUACUGUAAUUUGUUUGUGUUUUGGGAUUUUGUUUUUUUGUUUUGUUUUGUUUUUUUGCAAAAGAAAAUAGUAUUUACAGGUGGCUUCUUUUAAAAUAUAAAAAUAUAAAGCAGGAAUGUAUAUGAAAUGUCAGAUUUUAUUGUAUUUGCAGAGUAUUAGCUUUGAAAAUGAAUAAAGAGAGCUGUUUGUAGUUUUAAAAUGCCUUAUUAGUAUCAGUUAGAUAUUUUCUCUAUUUUUUGAUGUACUUAGAGCUUUUUAAGUAUAGAAUUUAAAAUGGCAGGACUUUUACAGUGUUUACAUGCAAGUGCAUUUUAUAAGUGUCCUAUACGUGUAAAAUAGUAUUUUGAACAGGAAAAUGCUGGCUCGAGUAGUAGGCUUAGCGUUUUCCGCGUUUCCAUGAUGAUGCCUACACUGCUAGACUACAGUUUAGUAUUGCUUUGUAUCAUGAGGCCAAGAAAUUCCAUGUUGUUUGUAAAUAGAUUAAAUGAAAGGCAAUAAAAAAUUUAUUGAACAAAAAAA